AUGGCAAGAAAUAAAAAGAGAUCAUAUUCAGCCUUAAAUAAAAACCCACCUUCAACUAAUAAAAACGUUAAUAAUAAUGAUGAUAAUGUAAAUAAAAACAGUGAUAAUAAUAAUAAUAAUAAUAAUAAUAAUAAUAAAAAUAAUAGUAAAAAUAAAAAUAAUAAUAAUAAUAAUAAUAAUAAUAAUAAUAAUAAUAAUAAUAAUAAUAAUAAUAAUAAUAAUAAUAAUAAUAAUAAUAAUAAUAAUAAUAAUAAUAAUAAUAAUAAUAAUAAUAAUAAUAAUAAUAAUAAUUAUAAUAGUAAUAAUAAUAUCAAUGAUGUAAGAGUACAAAUAGACCCAUUUGAAAGCGUUGAAUUAUUGAAAGACGUUCAAAGAGAUAAAAAAAAACACAGAAUAUCAAAUGAUAAAGAAGAAUUAAAAGAUAAAACCAAAAACAAUAAAGAAAAAGAAAAAGAGAAAGACAAAGAGAAAGAGAAAGUAAAGGAAAAAGAUGAUACAGAAUUAAAAGAAGAAACUAAAGAAAAUGAGAAAUUAAAUAGAAAAAAUAAUUUAAAAAAUAAAAAAGAGCAAGAGGAAAUAGUGAAAGAAAAUAAAGAAAUUGAUAAGAAAGAGAAAAAAAGAAAAAGAGAUGAAAAAGAAAAGGACAAAUCUAAUGAUACUGUAGAAAAAGAAAAACAUAAUAAUAAAAAUAUUUUAAAAAAGAAAAAACCUGAUGAAGAAGAGGAAGUGGAAGAGGAAGUGGAAGAAGAAGUAGUCAAAGAAGAUAAAGUUGAUAAAAAAUCAAAAAAGAAAAAAGAAAAAGCAGAGAAAAAACAAACAACAACCACAACUACAACCACAACUGCAACUACAACUACAAAAGGUAAAUCAAAUGUUGGAAAAAAUUUGAUAAAUGAAAAUAGGGUGAAUGAAACUGAUGAUGAUAAUAAUAAUAAUAAUAAUCAUAAUAAUAAUGCUAAUAAUGAAUUUAAAUCAAUAACUGAUAAAAAACAAAAACUAUCAAACAAUAUAAUAAAGAAAAAAGAAGAAAGUGAUGAUGAUGACGAAAAAGAAAAAGAAAAAGAAAAAGAAAAGAAUAAAAAGUUAAAGAAUAGUAAUAUAAACAAAAAUAAUUCUAAAGAAAGUCAAUCAAUUAAAAAGUCACCUACUAAAUCUCAACCAAAACAAUCAAAAAAGAAUGCCUCUGAUAAGAUAACAAAAACUAUUGAAGAAUCUCAAUCAGAGUCAGAAUCUGAGGAACCAAUCGAGAUUUCUAAAAAAUCAACUGAUAAACCAAUUUUGAAACAAUCUAAAAAGAAACCAUCUGAAUCAGAGGAAGAGUCUGAAAAAGAACAAAAAAAGAUUGUUAAUAAAUCAAGUACUAAACCAAUAUCAAAACAAUCUAAAAAGAAAGCAGUUGAAUCUGAAUCAGAGGAGGAGUCUGAACCUGGAUCUGAAGAAGAAUCUGAAGAAGAAUCAAAAAAAGCUGUUAAUAAAGCAAGUGCCAAACCAAUAUCAAAACAAUCUAAAAAGAAAGCAGUUGAAUCUGAGCCAGAGUCUGAAUCUGAGUCAGAUGAAGAAUCUGAAGAAGAGGAAGAGUCUGAAGAAGAAGAGACAAACAAAGUUGUAACAAAAUCAACCUCUAAACCAUUGAAACAAUCUAAAAAGAAAGAGAUAGAGUCCGAAUCUGAAUCUAAAUCUGAAGAAGAAGAAGAAGAAGAAGAAGAAGAGAAAGAGGAAGAAUCAAAGAAAAAAUCAUCAUCAAAACAAUCUAAAAAGAAAGUUACUAAAUCAAAGUUCGAGUCUGAGCAUGAAUCAGAAGAAGAAUCGAAAGAUUCAAAGAAAAAUGUUAAAAAAUCAGCAUCAAAACAAUCUAAAAAGAAAGUUACUCAAGAGUCUGAUGAAGAAUUAAAAUCUGAAUCUGAUGAAGAAAUUAAAAAAGAAAAAAGUAAAAAAGUUAAGAAAGAAAAAGAAAAUAAAUUAAAAGAAAAAGAGAAGAAAGAAGAGGAAAAGAGAAAAGAGGAAAAAGAAAAACUCGAACGUGAGAAAAAGGAAAAGGAAAAGGAAAAAGAAAAAGAAAAAGAAAAAGAAAAAGAAAAAGAAAAGAAAAGAAUUGAAAAAGAGAAAAAGAAAAUUAGAGAAAAUGAAGAAAAAGAGAGAAAACAAAAGGAAAAAGAUGAAAAAAAGAGAAAAGAGAAAGAGGAAAAGGAUAGAAAAGAAAAAGAGGAAAAAGAAGAAAAAGAAAGAAAAGAAAAUGAAGAAAAUGAGAGAAAAGAAAAAGAAGAGAAAAAGAGAAAGGAAAAAGAGAGAAAAGAAAAAGAAGAAAAAGAAAGAAAGGAAAAAGAAGAAAAAGAGAUAAAGGAAAAAGAAGAGAAAAAGAGAAAAGAAAAAGAGGAAAAAGAUAGAAAAGAAAAGGAAAGAAAAGAAAAUGAAGAAAAAAAGAGAAAAGAAAAAGAAGAAAAAGAAAGAAAAGAAAAAGAGGAGAGAGAAAAACAAGAAAAAGAAAGGGAGGAAAAAGAAAAACAAGAAAAAGAGGAGAGAGAAAGAAAAGAAAAGGAAGAAAACGAAUCAAUAGAUUGCAUCAUUUGUACUGAUACAAUAAAAAAAGAAGAUAUUUCUACCAUUUGUGGUUGUACUCACAAGUUUUGCUUUGAAUGUAUUCUUGAAUGGUCCAAGCAAACCAAUACUUGUCCUCUCUGUAAAAGUAGAUUUGUUAGAAUUAAAAGAACUUUUAAACAACCAAGAAAAAAGAACUCUGUUAUUGUGUCUGCAAAAGAUCAAAUCGCUGAAUAUACUGAAGAAGAACUAGUUAAUUUAUUGGGUGAAGAUUAUGAACAACAUUUUAAUGAUGAAGAAGAAGGAGUUGAUGCUGAUGCUUUGUCAGUUGAAUCCUCUUUAGAUUCUGAUGAUUCACUUAAUGAUUUUAUUGUUGGUGAUGAUUCAUUUGCUUCUGAUGAAGAACCUUUUCGAACUACAAAUCACCGUGUCAGUAGUCAAUUUCCUCGUUUUCGUCGUUCAUUCUUCAAUAAAGUCGAUGAUGAUGAUGACGAUGAUGAUGACGAUUAUCACGAUGAUGAUGAUGAUGUUUCUGAAAGUGAAAGUAAUCUUAGUGAUUUCAUCGAGGAAACUAAUUCACUAGUUACACCAGUAACUCGUAAUAGUUCAAGAAAUCCAACUACUACCACUACUACCACCACUACCACCACCACUACUACUACUUCACCAAUUACAAGAAGAUCUUCUUUGAGAAGAAAUACAAUUACAAUCAGUGAUGAAUCAAUAGGAAUUCCUUCUACACCACCAAUAACCAGAAGAAAUCCAAUUAGGAUAAGUGAUGAUCUUACUACAACUACAACUACAACCAGAUCAAACAACAACAAUAAUAAAAAUGAUGAUGAUGGUGCAAUUGAAUUGGAUAGUGAGACUGAAGAAGAUAAAAAACACUUUAAUCGUAUUUUUCAAAUUGAAAGUGAUAGUGAUACUGAAAAUGAAAAUGAAAUUGAAAAGGAAGAAGAAUGUGAAGAGGUUGAAGAAGAUGAAGAGGAUGAAGAAGAUGAAGAAGAUGAUGAGGAUGAUGAGGAUGACGAACAAGAAGAGGAUGGUGUCUAUGAAGAGGCUGAAGAAGAUGAUAGAGAUGAAGAAGAGCUCGAAGCCCAUUUAAAUGUACCUUUUGGUGAAUGCGAAGAUUGUGGUGAAUGUGACUAUUGUUUGGAUGGUCUUGAUUUACAUAGUGAUGAUGACGAAGAUGAUGGCUAUUUCACCAACCAUCAAGUCACAAGUAGGUCCAGAAGAACAACAACAACCACCACAACCACUACAACAACAACAGGUACUGGUACUCCAACCACAAGAAGAUCCUCAAGAAACACCACAACUACCACCUCCACCUCACCAACUACUCCAACCAUUCCGGUCACUAGAAGAUCCUCAAGAAACACCCCAACGACCUCUGCUACCAGAACAAGAACAACCACUCCUCAAAGUAGUGAAGAUGAAAGUGAUGUUCCUUUUGAAUACAUAAUUCAUGGAAAAGAUGAUGAUGACGAAGAUGGUAGCAAGAAAGAAGAAAAAAGUAAAAAAGAUAAAAGAGAUAAAAAAGAUAAAAAAUCAAAAACCCUCACAAUCUCUUCAGAUGAUGAAGAUAAUAGUAAGAAAGUUGAAAAAAACAAAAAAGAUAAAAAAUCAAAAACCCCCUUAACCUUUUCAGAUGAUGAAUCUGAUGAAGAGCCACCAAAAAUUCAAACUAGAAGAAGAAGAUCCAUCACAACAAUCGAUGAUUAG
This is a messenger RNA of Dictyostelium discoideum AX4, 4260 nucleotides long. RefSeq lists its product as hypothetical. Lineage: Eukaryota; Evosea; Eumycetozoa; Dictyosteliales; Dictyosteliaceae. The coding region runs from base 1 to 4260 and encodes 1419 amino acids. The transcript has a single exon. The record is from RefSeq and is a predicted model, not a curated record.